Sapajus apella (tufted capuchin) is the source of this 1753-nucleotide messenger RNA. RefSeq names its product immunoglobulin delta heavy chain-like. The transcript has 6 exons. Lineage: Eukaryota; Metazoa; Chordata; Mammalia; Primates; Cebidae. Bases 462 to 1433 code for a protein of 323 amino acids. The record is from RefSeq and is a predicted model, not a curated record.
GGGUCGCCACUUCUUCUGGGACUGACGGUGGUGGGGAGAGCACUGGCAAAGGUGCUGGGGAAGCCAGACCCCGACCUGAGCUGGGGGCCACAGCCAGGCCCGCCCCCCGGCCCCCCAGGGCCCCUACCAGCCGCGGGGUUUUGGCUGAGCUGGGAGCCACUGUACUAACUGGGGUCAUGGUGAUUGGCAGCUCUACAAAAACCAUGUCCCCAGGGACCCCUCGUUGGGUUCCUGCAGCCCCGGGCUCAGGGCGGGCUCACCAGGCCUGAUUACUUGGACUCCUGGGGCCCCAGCACCCGGGUCACCAUCUCUUCAGGUGACUCUGCUGUCCGGGGACGGUGGGGAUCCAGGUGCGCUGGGCCAGGCAAGGGCUUUGGCCUCAGACCUGAGGACAGGCACUCAGCGAGGGGUCAGCGGGAGGGUGGAGGGCAUGUUUUUGUGUGGGAGAAGCAGGAGGGCAGAUGCUGUGCUACUGGUACUUCGAUGUCUGGGGCUCGGGCACCCUGGUCACUGUCUCCUCAGGGUCUACCCGGUCUCCGGACGUGUUCCCCAUCACAUCAGCGUGCCAGCUCCCGAAGAAUGACAGCUCCGUGGCCCUGGCCUGCUUAAUAACUGGGUACAACCCGAAGCCCGUGAGUGUCACCUGGUACCUGGGGACACAGAUCCAGCUGCAGAGGAGCUUCCCUGAAGCACAAGGAAAAGCAGAGAGCUACACGACCAGCAGCCAGCUCUCCACCCCUGUCCCCCUGCAGCACCAAAGCAAGUACAAAUGUGUCGUCUGGCACGUCCCCAGCAACAACAGCACGGAGAAGACCUUCCGCCGGCCGGAGUCUUGGAAGGCACAGUCCCCCUCAGUGUCCACCACACCACCCCAAACACCACCCCAAGCAGAGGGCAGCCCCUCCAAGGCAAGCAGAAUCCCAGCUGCCACCAGGAACACAGCUGCCCAGGCGCCCGUCAAGCUCUCCCUGAACCUGCUGGCCUCAUCUGCCCCUCCCGAGGUGGCCUCAUGGCUCCUGUGCAAGGUGUCCGGCUUCUCGCCCCCCGAUGUCCUCCUGACGUGGCUGCAGGACCAGCACGAGGUGAACCCUUCUUGGUUUGCCACGGCGCACCCCGCCCCACAGCCCGGGAGCACCACGUUCCAGGCCUGGAGUGUGCUUCGUGUCCCGGCCCCACCUAGCCCUCAGCCAGCCACCUACAUGUGCAAGGUCCAUCACAAGGCCUCCCAGACUCUGCUCAACGCCAGCCUGAGCCUGGAUGUCAGCUACCUGGCCACGACCCCCCCGAUCCCUCAGAGCGAGGAUGAGAACAGCGAUGACUACCCGCCCGCGGAUGACGUGGGCAGCCUGUGGACCACGCUGUCCACGUUCGUGGCCCUGUUUGUCCUCACCCUCCUCUACAGUGGCAUUGUCACCUUCAUCAAGGUGAAGUAGCUCCAGGAGAGCAGGAUGCCCUGUACCAGCAGGAAAAGGAAGCCUCUGUGCCUCACCCGUGGCUGCCAGAAAGCAGAGAGGACCUACCCUGGACUCUGCUGCGUGCGGGAAAAUGCUCCAGCCCCUGCCCCCAGCUCUGCUCUGUCUGCCACAGAACCCAGUCUUCCAGACCAGGGGAUGGGCGCCCAUCACUCCAUGGCAAGGCAGAGCACCCCUGCCCUGGCCCUGACCCCGGUGCCUCCUUCCUGUGCUUCCCCAGAGCCAGCCAGUCCCAACUGCAGUCCCCUGGCUUCCCCAUAAACACGCUUUGGUUCAUUUCA